Molecule: messenger RNA, 1144 nt
Organism: Erinaceus europaeus (western European hedgehog)
Lineage: Eukaryota; Metazoa; Chordata; Mammalia; Eulipotyphla; Erinaceidae
Product: olfactory receptor 10AC1-like
Exons: 2
Coding region: 167-1144 (325 amino acids)
Biological process (GO): G protein-coupled receptor signaling pathway
Cellular component (GO): membrane
Molecular function (GO): olfactory receptor activity; G protein-coupled receptor activity
Source: RefSeq, a predicted model, not a curated record
GUGGGCCCCUUAACCCUUAUUUCUCUGUCUGCAGGAAUAAACAACCACCACCCUCCCUGCAGACAGAUCCCCCAGGAAAGAGCUGGGUGCCGGAACUCCCGCUCCCUUCUGCCACUCUGCACUGGCACUUGGCCCCCCAUUUCUACCCAAGUAGGGGGGCCCCAGGAUGCUUGGCUCUGCAGGCGCUGACACAAGCCUGGGGGCGGCCAACUGGACGGAGCCGCUGGAGUUCGUGAUCCUGGGCUUCUCCGGGUGGCCGCCAGCGCUGCGGGCAAUGCUGUUCGCGCUGCUGCUGCCCCUCUACCUGGCCACACUGGCCGGCAACCUGCUGAUCGUGGCGCUGGCAGCCGCCGCGCCCUCGCUGCACACGCCCAUGUACUUCUUCCUGGGUGCGCUGUCGGCCGUGGAGGUGGCUUACACGCUGGUGCUCACCCCGCGCAUGCUGGCCGGCUUCUUGCUGCCCCCAGGCGGCCAGGCGUUGGCCCCCGCCGCCUGCGCGGCGCAGAUGGGCCUGUUCGUGGCGCUGGGCGGCUCCGAGUGCCUGCUGCUGGCCGCCAUGGCGCUCGACCGCUACCUGGCCGUGUGCCGGCCCCUGGCCUACCCGCGGCUCAUGAGCCCGGCGCGCUGCCUCCGCCUGCUGGCCGUCUGCUGUGGGGCGGGUGCGGGCCUGGCAGCGGCGCUCACGGCCGUGGUGUUCCGGCUGCCCUUCUGCCGAGGCGGCCGCGUGGACCACGUGUUCUGCGACCUGCCGGCCGUGCUGCUGCUGGCCUGCGGGGACCGGGCGCUGCAGGAGCGGGCGCUGCUGGCCGCCUGCCUGCUGCUGCUCGUGCUGCCGCUCGCGCUCAUCCUGCUGUCCUACGGCCGCGUGCUCCUGGUCAUCCUGGGCGUGGGCGAUGCGGCCGGCCGCCGCAAGGCCUUCCACACGGUGGCCUCGCACCUCACGGUGGCUGUGCUGCACUACGGCUGCGCCACCGCCAUGUACGCCCGCCCGCUGGGCAGCCGUUCGCUGGCCGAGGACAAGCUCGUGUCGCUCGUCUACAUCAACCUCACGCCGCUGCUCUAUCCCGCCAUUUACACGCUGCGCAACCGAGACCUGCAGGGUGCCCUGCUGCGGGUACUUGGCCGCCAGCCGGAGGCCACCUAG